AUGUACCUGCGGUUGGUCACAAGGUUCGCCCCCCCAUCUGUCAUCUAUAUAGAUGAAUUGCUGUUCCCAAUGGGACAUAAAGAGAUUGGCAUAACUAGGGGCAAACCUCGUGCCCAUCGCACUACCGCAUAUUUGAGGAUAAAAAUGAUCACCAAACCAAAAAUAGUUGUUUCGAAGUAUCCAGUCUAUUCCUUCAAUAACGAAGUUUAUUUGUUCUGGAUGAAAUUUAUUUGAUUGAUCUAAAAAUAUCUUAGUCGCUAAGCAGCCUCUUUCGUGUGAAAUUAUGGUAUAAAGAGAGGUAACGUCUGAUGUUACCAGGUAGAAGUAAUCUUCCCAUUUAAUGUUUGUAAGAACUUGCAAAAUACUGAUAGUAUCUUUUAAAUAGCUGGGGCAUUGUUGUACAAUGGCUUGUAGGUUCCUAUCUAUAUAUUGAGAUAGGUGACUUGAUAUUGAUUCGAUCCCAGAUAUUAUGGGCCUCCCUGGUGGAUUUUGUAUGUCCUUGUGUACUUUCGCGAGGUAAUAAAACACAGGUAUUUUGGGGUGUGUUAUAUUGAGGAAAUCUUAUUCCUUUGUAUUCAAUAUAUUUUUUUACAUUCCCUUUUUCGAUUAGUGUGAUAUAACUCAUUUUUAUGUCACUUGUGGGGUCUUUGUUAAGUAUUGUAUAUGUACUGGUGUCACUUAAUAAUCUAUUAGCUUCUUUGACAUAAUUUGAAUAUUCUAGGAGGACUGUUCCCUCACCCCCCUCCCCCCCACUUGUCAGCAGGUUUGAUGACAAGUGUAUUGUCGCUUUUAAAUUGUUUAAGAGCUGUUCUUUCCUUUAAAUUUAAUUUUGUUAAUGUCUUGCAUCACCAUGCGUUCAAAGGUAACCAUUUCCUCUGAAAUGCAGCAUUUGGGGAAGAAUUUGGAUUUAUAUCUCAAAUCCGUAUGGAUGAAACCUGAUUGUAUUACCGAAUUGGAUUGUUCAGGAUGUUUAGCGAAAAACUUUUUAAGGCAUCGCUUUCUUUUGAAUCGAUUUAGAUCGAUAAAUAUAUUAAAUUUAUCAAUACCUUUUGUUAAUGAGUGUUGUGAUGGUGUUAGGGUUCUAUGUGUCAAAUUGAAUAUUCCAUGCCCUUAAUUGGUGUUAAUGUCUGUUUUUUCUUUUCUCUUCUGUAUAUGAGUUCCUCCUCUAUUUCCCCGUCUUCUGGACUCUUUUGUCUCUUGCCUGGAGAUUUUGGGGGCGAUGGGUUUACUUUGCAUCUGUCCCUCUUGUGAGGUGUUUGAAAAUCCUCACCUCUUGGUGAUCUUUCUUAAUAGUUUGAUUUGUUUAUUGGGGAACGUGUCAGGGAUUCAGUCCUCCAGGUAUGUUUCUAUUAGGACCCGUGAUUGUAUCUCUUUAUUGUCUUUCUCUGUAUGUGUGUCUAUUUUCUCUUAUUGGGGAUUUGUUACAUUUCACCACUUGAGCAUAGGAGAGAUGAUCUCUAAAUGGUCUGUGUGGUGAAAAUCUCCUAUCUCUUUGAUCCCGUGGUCUGUAUUCCCUAGUAUUCCCUAGUCCUUUUUGGUAGAGAGAAGUGUGUUGACUUUUGGGAUAUCCACCCUUUGGUGUCUAUUAGGGGUUUUAUAGUUGUUUCUAACCCUAUAGUCAUUUUUUUUUUUGUAUGGGUUGUUGAUAUACAGGGUUCUUGUUGUAUGUCCUCACUUGUUUUUUGGAAUAGUCAAUGGUGUCUCUUUGGUAUUUUCUUUUUUUUUACUUCAAUUGCUUUAUUCUCUAGUCUUUUGAGACUAUUUUGUAUUUCUCUAGUUGUUGCAUCAUAUUCUUCCAGUGAGGUGUUUGAAAUGAGAGUAUUUUGAAAUUGAUUAAUUUCUAUGUCUAAUUGCGUUAAGGUAUAUUUUCGUCUCUUUAUAAUGAAUUGCAUUAAAGUGAAUGAGAAACCUUCUCAUUGUUCCAUCCAUUCAUUAAUGAAUUCAUCUUCCUCUUGAUCAAAGGAUGGCUUUUAGAGAAUCGUAACCCCCCUAGGAGUUAUUCUUUCUUUAGUGUACUUUUCUAAUGUGGCUAUCUCCCACUUAAUUUUUAUUUCCCUACUUAAUACUUUUCUAGGGAAAAUUUGUAGUCAUGAAGUCGAAAUUUACAAUAUAUAAUAUAGAUACAAAAACACCUGUGUGCAGGUAGAUAACACACUUAGUGGGUAAUAAAUAUAAAAAUACAAAAAUUACCCUUAGUCAAAAGUGAAGUAGAUGAAAGGACUCCUCUUAUGUCCUUAAAACAAUAUUGAAAUACUACCAGAAGGCAAUCUACAACACAAAAUAAUAGAAAUGGACAUAGAAUAGUAACGUAGUGUAUUGGGAAUUUGUAGAAAUAAAUGAUUACACUCACAGACCCAAUUUGAUUGCAGGCAUAUCAUAAAUAACGAUGUAUGAACUUCUCGAUUUGUGGAACGUCAAUCCCAUGUAUAAGAGGAAGAAUAGAAAAUAAUAAUAGUGCAGAGUAUCUUAAAUAAAAUUAACAAAAUUUAUUACAAGAUACACUUACAAGAAAGGUGUAUCAAAAAGGCACAUCAAACUCAGCUGAAGCUGCAAACCAGUCCCAGGAUCAGAAGAGCAGAAAAACCAAAUAAGAUAAAAUACAUUUAAACAUCUAUAAAAACAAAUACUCCGCAUAUAAGAAACAAGCCCUACGCGUUUCGUUCAUAAAAUGAACUUCAUCAGGGGCAUCCAGUCCUCUGUAAACAAAAAUACAUAAAACACUCGUCUUUUAUAACUACAAUCAAAUUUGCCGCGAAGAAAAUCAGCUGUGCGUGUUACUUCCGGGUUUCGGCUUCGGUGUAUUUCCGGAUACGCCCCUAUUGCGUUCCGGGACUUCUGUCCAAGCCUCACUUUGAAGUUCAUCUAGUUGAACGGAAGUCAAGACGAAUGUGCGUUCCAUUUUGCGUUCCAUUCUCGGGGUUAGACACAUACAUCCCCAGAGCACAUCGUUAUAUAAAGAAAACGAAAUAAACAUAUGUGUGAUCAUAUAUACAAAUAUAUAGAGAAGGGAGGAGUAUCACCUAAUUUAGAAAAAGGGGAAUAAUACAAACUCAUAAUAAAAAAUAAAAAUAAAUGACAAAAAUAAUCAAAUAAAGAUGAAGAUAAAAAUAAAAAUAAAUAAAUUAUAUUAAAAAAAAAUAAUAAAAAAUAAAUAAAAUAUAAAAUAAAAAUAAAAUAAAUGGUAAAAUAAAUUAAUUGAAAUAAACAAAAAUAAAAAAUAAAAAUAAAAUAGAAAUAAAUAAAAUAGAUAAAUAAAAUAAAAAUAAAUAAAAAUAAAAAUAAAAUAAAAGAAAAAAAUUAAGAACAAAGUUAAAAUUAACAAUGUAAAAAUAUAACAUAGAAAAAGAUAAAUGAAUAAAUAGAUAAAAAAGAAGAAAAAAAUACAGAAAAAAUAAAACAAUGUAAAAGAAAAUCAUAAAAAACAAACCAAAUCAAAAUCAACAUUUAGACCCCUCGGUUUCAUAGUUUGCAAUGUAUGAAUCCAAUAGCCCUCUCUUUUUCUUAGGGCCAUCAUCAGAUCUCCUCCUCUCUCAUUUAAAAUUACCUGCUCUAUAGCUACACAUUUAAAUGUGUCAAAAUGAAAUAGUAAGCACUUGUUACAAUGUACGGGUACUGAGUGCGAUAAUAAACCUUUUUUAAUAUUAUUUCUGUGUUCUUGAAACCUAACUUUGACUUUCCUCCCAGUUCUUCCAACAUACUGCAUCCCACAACCGCAGGUGAGGAGAUAUACCACGUAAGAGGAAGAACAAGAUAUUUUAUUUUUAAUUUUAAAUUUAACUUGAGUUUGUGUGCUUGUAAACUCCUUUACAACACUAGAUCGAUGACUACAGCUUUUACAAUUCCCACAUGUAUAGAGACCAGCAAAUGGAUUAGAAAAAUCAAAGCAUAUUGAACGCUGGGAUAUGGCACUUGAAAAAUGCUCUGACACUUAUGGAGAUUAUAAUCGAUUUUGAAAGGGAAAAUUUAAAUGUUGUUUCUAACGAAAUGGAUAAUCUAUCUGAAAUGAAUACUUUUGAUAAAGACAUCCCUGAUUUCAAAAAGAAAGAAAAAGUUCUUUUCGAUAGGAUAGAGAAACUUGAUGAUAAUAUUGCACAGACUAAAAAUAAGAAAUAUCUAACAGACUAAAAAUAAGAAAUAUCUAAGGGAUAAGAGAGAUAAAAAUAAUAAUACCCAUUCAACCCUUAACAAAAUCGAUAAGAAGCUAAGAUAUAGAGAAAAUGGUAGAUUCAAUUUUAGAAAUCAAAAUAGAGAAGGACCUUUACAAAGAAAGGGUGUACCUUUAGGUGAUAAACCUAAGUGGACUACACCCUCAAGAAAUUCAAUUAAAUAUAAAAAUAUUAACGGGAAUUCUAUUCAUCCUUCAUCACGUCCAUUAAGAGAUACAGUUCCCAAUAAAGAUACUGUCAAUCAAUCCUCCACUUCUAACUCUAAUCUAAGUAGGGAUUUUUUAGAGAAGGGGCAAGACCGAAGAAAGGGAGCAAUUACGGAAUUUUUUCCACCCAGAUCUCAGGAAUUGCCCCUGACCAAUCGCUUUGCCCCUCUCAGGGAACGCUAUACCCCAGGGAAGAGGCGGAGAUUGAGUGGAGAGAUAACUCAAACGAAUUACAAAUAGAAAGUUUGGGAAUUUUUAAUAUCUCUGGAUUUCUCUUUCUCUUUUGCAGUGCUUAGAUCACUCCACUUUGCAUAUGUGCUGUACUGUUUUAUGAUUGGUUACUUUGGUUCUAUGUAAAUUUUCUUUGUUGCUGUACAGUUUAAUAAAGCCUCCUGUCAUGUUGUAUAAUUAGAUGUGUCUCCAUGACAAUAUGUCCCUUAUCGGCUAAACAGGUAGACAGAAAGUGCUUCAUAAUUAAGAGUAUGCCUAAUUCCACAGGCAAUAUAUUAAUGUGCUCUAUAAAACAUGCGGAUAUAUGUAAGACUAUGUAGGCUGAUUAUUAUAUAGCAACCCCAUGUUAAAAUGUAAAAAAAAAAAAAAAACUGCAAACAUUUUAGUAUUUCAAGAAUACACACAGCCAGAUAUACACAUACAUACACAAAUGAAUCAGUUACAACAUGAAUAUCCGUAGUCACCCUCCAGUUCACAUACCUUUUUGGCACAGGAGGAGAAGGGAAGAGAGGAGUGGGCUGCCGGGGCAGUGGCUUCAGUUUUUCUGACCUCCAUUUGCUUUCCACUCUCAGUUCACUGGGAGGAACUGAGCCACAACGCAGGAAUAUUGCAAAGGUGAAAGGGGACCGUUCCAAUGAACAGACAAAGUGCUUUACUGGUCAACCGAGCCCCUCAGAGUUUCUGCCUAUUGGAGACCCUAAAGUCUGAUUGCCUUGGCUUCAUGAUGGACCCAAACUGCACCAAAAUUUUCCCAAGACGUUGUGCUGCCUGGGUCCAAAGAUGAAAUGCUGCCCCCUCAUCAAAACCACACCUACCAAAACAUACCCAUCCAUUAUGCUAUAAAAUGAUCAUUGAAACUUAUCAGGAAGUAUUAAAAUAAAAAUAUAGGGGUUGCAUUGUGUGUGUAUUUUAUAUUGAAGGGUGGCCUUACAGCACUGGAUGCAAAGAGCUAGUUUCUUUUUUCAUCAUUCAGAAGCUUGCAGUGUCGUAGCUUACUAAAUAAUAACGUUACAGAUAACUGUUUUGUUUAGCAUUAUUAGUGCUGGUUGCACACAUCGGUAUGUGGGUGGCCAUGGUCAGGUCAAGCCCAUGCCAGGGCAUGUUUAGGCGGCAGCCUGUUUAUCAAGUUGCUUGCACUGCCGGUGCGUCAUGCUUUGUGGGUGCCCCAAGCUGGCCUUCCUUGUUUAUAUUGCGAUUGCCUUACUAGACCUGGAGGUUAGCCCUCUGUCAUACCUCUUCACUGCCCUGUAGUUUGAGGUGAGCCAUCUUUCCCCACAGACCUGCAGUGCUCUUAUUUUGUAUUUAUUUUUGCCUAUCAGCAAGCCUUGGGUGUUGCCCAUGUGUGCGGUUGUAUACUUUAAUGGGGUAUUUUAUUUACCCUGCUGCCAGAGUGGUUGAGCUCCAUUGUUUUGCUUCACUGGUACCCUCAACCUUUGUUGUUGGCUUUACAGGUGUCUCUUUGACCAUGGCAGACUCUCAGCCAUAGGCCAUGAUAAAUGCAGAGGUGGCAGCUACAGUGGAGAAGGUGAUCUCCAGAGUGCUCUUUCAGUUAUCCCUGCAAAAGCAUUCUCCAUUCUUCGUGUUCACUCCCAUGACUUUGAGUACUCUGGGGAUUCUGAUGCCUCUGGGAAAAGUGGUCCUUGUACAGCUAGACGCCAUUAGAAGGGUGAGUGGAAGCAUCUUAGGAAGGUGAAUGGCAUAGAGCCUGUUAAGGGUCAUAAAUGCUCUAUUGUGUCAGAGCCAAAACUUCCUCCAUCAUGUCCAUAUUCAGAGGAAGAUAACCAAGAUUUUCCUUGCUCCCUCUCCACGUUGGAUGAAUGGCAAGCAGGACAUUCUUCUUCAGAUGAGGAACCAUGGGAUGUGGCCCAGGCCCAAAAGUCAUCUUGUGUUCAAGAGACUCUAGUGGAUGAGACCAAUUUAGCAGAUGGUGGUGAUGCAGAGAUUAUCCAGAAGGCCAUUGGCAAUAACAUUUUUGACUCAUGGUGCAUUAGGUAUUCUCACUCUGUGGAUUUGACCCCGCCAGACCACCUAACCAAAUUAUGCAUUUGUGUCUCCGGUAACCCUUCGAGAAAGAGGUUCACAAUCAACCAUGAUCCGUGUGCCCAUGUUUGGUUUUACCUGAUAAGGUUGCCAUGACUCCAGAGUUUGACCAAAUGAUGUUGACCUUCAUGCCUCGGAGUGGUCAAGACCUGUGUAAGGGUCUGGAGAGGAGCCUAAAAUAGGUCCAGGAUAAGUUUCUAGACACUGUGGUGCCCCUGGCAUAUAUUCUCUAUCUGGCAGAUGAUGUCCAAGGUGGAUGAUGCUUUUGAUACUCAUUCUGUGUGGCAGUAGGCUCAAGACAAUUGACUCAGUGCUUCUUUUUUUUUCUUGCAAACACCAAUGUGGCACCCUCGUGCAAGAGUAGGAAGGCCGUAUUACUCCACUUCGAUAACAAAUUGUCUGACUUGGGCUCCAAGGAGGCGAGACCCCAAGUACGGGGCAUGCUCUUCAGAGAGGCCUUCGUGAAAGAGCUACACAAGCACAUCAAUGUAUUUACCUCUCUUAGUAAAGCAUAAGUGUCCCUCAAGAAGGUGUUUACUGAAUAGUGAUGGCUAUUAUAAUAUUAAUAUAGGACGUAAUGUCUACACAACAGCCCCCCUUACUAUUCUAACAGUAAGGGGGUGCGAGAUCUAAUGUCCCCACCACAGCUAUUUAACAACAUCACAUCUCUGACAAGCCAACCAAUAAGGGCAGGAUUUUCACACUUUGAAGCGUCAUUUUGUACUGAGACAUGGUGAGACGAAAUAAGAUUUACUUUUUUUGUAUCCCAUUUUCAUUUUUCUGUAGGAUUCUUAUCCGAUUAGUUGUUUUCUUUCAAGAGUUUUAUCUCCUAUUGUUUCUAUUUUUUUUUUUUUUUUUAAAUAGACUUCAGAUGGUAAAUAUUUUUACAGCUGUUAGUUUUAAUGUCCUCUCACUAUUAUUUGGGUGAGGGAAUAUGUAUGGUAAAUUUGUCUCGAGGGGGUGACUAGGAAAUUUGAGUUCCCUAGCCACAUAGUAGGGGGGACAAUGGCAAGUAUCUUUUUUGUGCAUUUUAUAACUGCAUCACCUUCUCAUCAUUAUAUAGUAGUAAAGGUUCUGAUAGAACUGAGCAAAACGCUCUGGUAUCCCUUGGAUGAUGCUGUCAUCUCAAUUUAUUUGCCAGCAUGAUGUACGGUUUAAUCGCCUUUUCAAAGUAUAAUCUUUCCAAACCACAUAUUUCCCCCCAUAGUCUUUUCUUCUGACAGUUUCAUAAUGUAUUCUUUCCCUCACAAUAUCUGUCAGAAUUUUUUUUUUUAUAUAUAUAUUUACAUAGUGUAAAAAGAGGCACGUGUCCAUCAAGUUCAGCCUUUCUCACAUUUUUUUGCAGAUGAUCCAAAAGAAGGCAAAAAAAAAGUUUGAGCGCUUCCAAUUUUGCAAUAAACUUGGAGCAGAAUCAUUCUACCUCAAAAUAGCAAUCAGAUUUAUCCUUGGAUCAAGCAGCUAUUACCCCACAACUUAUAGUUAUAUCACUGAAUAUGCCUCCAGUUGCUGAUUAAACAUCUGUACAAAAUCUGCAGAGAAUUCCACAUCAUUAUUGUUCAUACUGUCAAAAAAAUCCUUUCCUUUGUCUUAGACUACAUCUCCUUUCUUCCAGUCUAAACAAGUGACCUUGUGUUUUAUAUAUAUAUGUCUUGUUUAUAAAUAUAUUUCCAGACAAUGGUUUGUAUUGGCCCAGAAUAUAUUUGUAUAAUGCUAUCAUAUUCCUGUCUGAGGCGCCAUUUUUCUAAACUUAAUAAGUUUACAUGUGUUAUCCUUUCUUCAUAGCUAAAAUGUUCCAUUCCUUUUAUUAAUUUUGUAGCCCACCUCUGCAAUUUUUCUAGUGCCAUAACAUCCUCUUUUUAGAACAGGUGCCCAAAAUUGCACAGCAUAUUCAAGAUGUGGUCUUAUAUUGGCUCUCAGGUCCAGGAUACUCCCACACAAAACAAGAUAAUCCCUCCCCUGUGCAAUAAAUUGAGUCAGGCACUGUGCUAAACUCAAAUAUCUCCAGGCACAGAAAACAUACAUUUUAAUAACACCCCAGAAAUACCCCCAAAACACAUGGAAAACCCACAACAGUCACGUCCUCUGAUGGUCCCCGAGAUCGGGGCUAACAUAUCCAAAAAUCACCCAGAUCGGUUCAGGAUUUCCAUGGAAGUCAUAAUUUGACCGACCGCACACAGUCUUAUGCCCAAAACACUUCCACAGUUUCAGAGGUAGAGGUCGGUCUACUUCGAGGAGUUCUAAAACGGAACAAAUCCACAAACUGUUCCCCUAGUUCAUGGGAACAAACCUACCGAAUACUGCUCUACUGGCUAGUCGGUGAAAAGAAGCAGGCGUUUGUGAAGUUAACCGGCGUUCGGGAAGUCGAGUAUCCGAUUUUAGUUCCAGACACUGGACGACCAAGUCCCGCUGCCUCUUUUCAUGCGACAAGAUGGCUGCCAUCUUCUCCAGCAUGUGGUGUUCGGCUAUACGAACGGCAGCCACACAGAGCACUUAAUAUGCAGUUCUCUUUGUAGUUAAUGAGCCGGGGGUGGUCGGUGUUCAGUAGUUUUAUUUACUGAACGAAAAAAGUUAACGAACAAAAGUGUAAGUUCUUCACAAUAACGUUUACACAACUAGUUGAUAAGUAUUGCUUACCUCAAACGCUCCAAUACGCAUAUCUCCAAGUAUCACACUUCCUUGUUUCUACAAUGUGAUAUUGUGAUUACGGACAUUUCUCUGGCUACACAAUAUUGAAAUAGAGAUAAUGUGAAAGGCAAGUUUUUUUUUGUUUGUUUUUUUUUAUGUCUUUUAUCACUCCACUGCUAAUAUUCAUAUGUGACUGUGAUACGCAAAUUUGUACUGUAUAAUGUGGCACAAUCGUCAGAAGUGUGUAAUUGAUUGACAUGUAUCCUUUAUUAUAAAGCCAAUAAAGAUUGUCAAAUGUAAAAAUAAAAGAGAAACUCCAUGGCCAGGUAACUGAAGAAUGUAUACAUUUGUUUGAUAUCCAGAUAUGUAGAAUGUGCAGGCACCGUUUCACAAUCUGUCACUGGGUUGCUAUGAGGAGGCUCACAUCCAUGGAAACAAGCAUGUUACGAUUGUGUUAAAGUAUUUUUUUGUGUAAUAUUAUCAUAACUUUUUCAUGUAUUUGCUACAUAGAAAGGAUCUGUCACUUUUAUGUUUCAUUCAGUCUAAUUUGAAUUUCAAAAUUUAGCUAUUUUGAAAUCACAGCAUUUUACACUUGUGAAUAACAAUGCAAGAUUGGUGAUUGAAUUGUCAUGUAAAUCUAAUUUAUUUAAUUUUUGUUUAGCAAUCUUGUCUCUCUCAUGACUGAUGUUAUGAGAGAUUAUAUAUUGGAAAUUUCACAAGCCUCUUUUAAGAGUCCCCACCUUAAAUAGGGAUUUAAAAGGACAGAUAUAUCUUUUGUAGGCUGUUUUCAGACAGUUAUUCUGUGUCCACUGCUUCUAGAAGGUCUAACAAAUUGCUUUGUAGUUCAGGUCACCUAGUGCUGUCAAUGGCUGAGCUGCGUGCAUAUAUUUGAUAAGGAAGUCUUUUUCUGAUAUGGGGCAUGGCUAAGGAGGAAGGCUUAUAAUGCAACAUUCUGCCACACAAUUAUUUUGUUGUUAAAAAUUAUAAAGAUUUGAGCAUGCAAAAAAUAUAGUAUAUUCAUUAAACCAAAACCUAUCAACUGUAUUAAAGUUUUUUUGGUGACUUUAAGUCACUCUGAAAGAGGUUUCGUUUUUUUUGUUUUAUCCUAUAUAUGCAUGAUGGAGUAACUGGCGAGGGAAAGUUAGUAUUUUAUGAUGGAAGUUUUACUCUUAAGAAAUGGAAAAUAUGAUCAUUUAUGUCCCCACACACACACAGACAAAAAAAAAAAAAUAUUGUCAGGGUUAUUUACUACAGUGAGAAUUCAAAGUAAAUUCAAAAUUAAUUUAAAAUGUAAGGUCAAAAUAGCUAAACUGGAAACAUUCUCAAAUUCUUCUAGUAUGGCUACUCUAUCCUUAAGUUUAAAAUUCACCUUGAAUUCGUCUUUACACUAUAGUAACCAGAACAACUACAGCUUAAUGUAUUCUGGUGAGUAUAAUAGCUCCCUUCAGACAUUUUCAUGUAAACACUGCCUGUUCAGAGAAAAGACAGUGUUUACAUUGCCCCUAGGAACACCUCCAAGUGACCACUCCUCAGAUGGCCACUGGAGGGGCUUCCUGGCUCAGGGCUUCACAGUAAGCAGCCCUGCCAUUCAGCAUCCCCACGAUCUGCAUGGGGACACUGAAUUUUCCGCAUAGAGAUGCAUUGAUUCAAUGCCUCUCUAUGUGGAGGUGCUGAGUGGCCACAACUGUGUUUGGCCCCGCCCCUUGCCGUUUUUAGCCAAUCCAAUGCUUCCCCAUGGAAAAGCAUGGGAUUGGCUAAAUAUCUGCUAUUUUUUAAGAUGUCACCAAGAGGGCGGUGCCAGCGCCAGCAGACCCGCGGAGAGCUGAAAAUAAGGUUUUAACCCAUUCUGAGAGGGGGGAGGCAAGCCACCUAAAUGAUGGGUUUUCACUAUAGGGUCAGGCAUACAUGUUUGUGUUCCUGACCCUAUAGUGAUCCUUUAAUUCUCACUUUAGUAAGUAAUCAUGUUAGUGCCGGACAUCGUGCAUUAUAAAAUUGUUUUGGAAUUAUGAACAGUUACUUACAGCUCAUGUAAAUAACCCAUGGUUCUAUGUUGGCAUUGAAAAUAAUAACAUAAUAAUAAAACAUACUAAAUAAGUAAAGUCAAGUUUAUGUCUUUACUGCUUGAUUAAGAAAAAUCAAACAUGAAAAAUAACUACAUGACAUUUACAAUUAUCAUGACUGACAAAAAAGCCUGACCAUGUUUUAUUAGUGCAUGAGGAGAUUUACUGUUGCAAUAAUCAAUAAUGCCUUUCCUUUUUUUUUUUUUUCAGAAUUUGUAACAUGUCCAAAUCUGAUACAAAAGCCUUUAAGAAAAUAUUGUUUUUUUCAGUGAUUUUUAUUCUAGCGCUAAGCUUCAGCUUUCGUCUGAGCUUAUUCCAGGUAUGUGCUUCAUUGAUUAAAAUACUAUCAUAUGCUAAAAUUGUUUGUUUAAUAAUUUAAUUCUAAUCAUAACUAUUUCAUUGUUGCCUUCUCACCAGCCUUUGAAAUCUUCAAUUCAUCAAGUAACAUAUUCAGAUCACAAUGUUUCACACAUGGACGUUAAUGAAUCGAGUACAAUUUAUAAUUCUGAUGACACUGACCGAGAGAUAUAUCAGAUUUAUAAUGCCAUAAAUCACACCAUUCCUAAUGUAUCUUUCACUUGGUUAAAUAAGACCACCAGUGCUAAAAACAGCAAAGCAAUCAUAUUAAAUUACAGGAAAAAGUAUUGUAUUGGAGAUUAUUUAACUGUCCGAGUUGACAUGUUUGAUUUCUUGGGAAAUAAGAAGACUUAUGGGGGAGAUUUCUUAAGAGCUCGAAUUUAUUCCCAAAGUCUUGGCGCUGGAGCUUCUGGAAGGAUUGAAGACUUUAACAACGGAUCCUACCUUAUUAAUUUCACACUUUCGUGGGAAGGCAAUGUGGAAAUAUCCAUUAUUCUACUACAUCCAAGUGAGGGUGUGUCUGUUUUAUGGAGAACCCGAAAUAUGGGAUAUCAAAACAUUAUUUAUAUUGGAAAAUUUCUCAACAAAACACAAGAGAUUCACAAGGAAUGUGGAUUUUCUUUAGAGACACAAGAAGAACAAUGUGAAUAUGCAGAUAAAAUACAUGGUGAAUUUUUCUACUGCCUGAAACCUCAAAAUGUACCAUGUGAAGCUCUAAUCUCACUCAAGUGUCAGAUCAGAAAUCAUUCAUAUCUUACUAAAUUAGAGGAAAGCAUGUUUACUAGGUAAAUAUACAUUCUGCUUACUGUAUUUUAACAAACUAGUGUGCUGUUUGAUUCACAGUUAACUAUUUUUUUUUUUUCUACAAAAAUACAUAGUCAUACAUAAUAUCUUGCAUAAGUAUUGUUGCCAUUUUCUGUACAGGACAUUCCGAAUGUUUUAAAUGUGUUUUUGUUUUUGUUUUUGUUUUUUUAAAUUAAUAACAAAACAGUUGAAAACCCCCAAAAAAGCUCUGGCACAUAUAAUUAUGAUAUUUUGAUUAGACGCAAUACCUCUUUUUAUACAUAAAAAAGCACCUUACUAUCUUUUGCAAUGGCAGACUGACAUUAAAUACUAUUGCCUAGUUUGUUAUCUAUAAUAGUUCCCAAUUCCUUUUCAUUAGGCAUGUGCAUGGGCAAAACAAUUGGUUUGGUAGAGCACUUUGGCAAUUCCCUAACUCUACAAGGAUUAGGGUUAGAUUCCUGUCAUCAUUGCCUUAUUUUUUCCUCCCUCUCCUGUUUUUGCCACUUUUCAGAAAUCCAAAGCACUUCGGCACUUCCGAAAUUUGGACAUUCAGAAGCGUCCAAAUUGCUGAAAUACAUUCAAAUAUAAAUUCGGACCAAAACUAAUUGCACAUGUUUACUUUUCAUUGAAUUUUAUCCCUAACUCAACAACCACAUUUAAUCUAUAAAUAUCGUGUGGGUUAUUUUAUUUAUUUCAAAAUGGACGACUUUGGACUUUGCAUUUAUCUGUAUUAUUAUUGCCAUUUAUAUAGCGCCAACAGAGCGCUUUACAAUAUAAUGAGAGGGGAGAUUUAAUUAUAAAUAGAACAAUUACAAGAAAACUUACAGGAACGAUAGGUUGAAGAGGACCCUGCUCAAUCGAGCUUACAUUCUAUAGGAGGUAGGGUAUAAAAUGCAUUAGGACAGGAAAUAGCAAUCAAAUAAGGGGGCAGUGAAGCAGAGCGUAAAGUGCUGCCCUUUAGGAGAGAGCAAGAGACAGGUAUGUGAGGAAGAGGUUACUCUUGGAGGCCAUAAGCUUUUUUUAAAGAGAUGGGUUUUAAGGCCCUUUUUAAAUGAUUGAAGACUAGGGGAGAGUGAUGGCAGUAGGCAGGCUAUUCCAUAGGAAGGGAGCCGCCUGCGAGAAGUCCUACAAGUGUGAGUUGGCCAUACGUGUGUGAGCAGCGGACAGGAGGUGGUCACGGGCAGAGUGGAGAAAACGAGAAGGGGCAUACCUAUGGAUCUGUGAGGAGAUAUGAGGGGCUAGAAUUGUUCAGUACUUUAUAGGUAUGGGUUAGCACUUUGAAUAGACUCCUAUAGGAUACAGGAAGCCGAUGUAAAGACUGACAGAGGGGUGAGGGGUGAGACGACCGACUAGAGAGGAAAAUCAGUCUGGUGGCAGAAUUCAUUAUAGACUGUUGCAGGGCAAUACGGCUUUUGGGAAUACCAAAUAGGAAAAGGUUACAAUAAUCCAUGUGGGAAGCUCCUUGGUAGCAUUUUGCUUGAAAAAAGGGCGGAUGCGGGCUAUGUUUUUAAGAUGGAAUCUAGAGGAUUUGGCAACAUACUGGAUGUGAGGCUCACAGGUGAGGCCAGAAUAAAGUAUGACGUAAGGACAGCGCGCUUGCAAGGAUGGACUUAUGUGCAUACCACUAACUUGAAGAGAGAGCAAAAGAGGAGGAUAAGUAUUAGGAGGAGGAAAAACAAUGAGCUCAGUUUUAGAGAGAUUGAGUUUCAGAAAGCGGUCCGUUGUUGAAUAUUUAUUUCCCCUUGUAUUUCACUUUUCAGCCACAUGGGGGUGCACCAGCGCACGGAGCACCGUACCACCCCGAUAUUCCAUUUAGAAUGCGUGGUUAGAAUGUUCACACCUCGCUAAUGAGGUGUGAAGACUGCAGGGUAACACGCAGCGCGUGCUACCCCUGGGGCACCGCCGGUUCAUUAAGCCGAACGCCACCAGGGGGCAGCAUUCGUAUACCAAACAAGCCUGCACACCCUGUCUUCGGUCCCCUGGUCGGGGAACAUCCUACCUGCUUCUAAGGGAGCUGUAAUCACUUGUUCCCUACCUGGGAGCUACGAGGAGCGCCCAUUCAAGCUGGGUUUGCGCCAUUCUCCUGGUUGGUUGACACGAGUAAAGCGCUGAUUUGUCGCCGCAGGGAGCUGGCGACCAAUCAGAAAAGGAGCGCUUGGUCAAACAGGGUUUUGCGCCCUUCUUUCUGGUUGGGCAGUGAAACCCCCCCUCCUUUGUUCCUGGGCACUGAUUGGUGCGAAUUGGUUUCGAGCCUUUCAUCGGAUUGGUGCAAUCGGGUUUUGCGCCCUUUCCCCUGAUUGGGUGGCGAAACUCCUUCCUCCCCUUAAUGCUAAUUGGUGCGAUUCCUGCCUGGGAAUAAGGGAAGUGUUUUAUGUGGAAUGUAGCCCUCCUUGAGGGGGUCUGUGCCUAAAAGAAGCCUGUAUUAAAUAAAUAGUGUGACUAAACCUCCAACUGUGUGUCGUCCUGUUAUUGGAGGAAAGGAAGAUUUAACCCCUGUGUCUGCUGUUCCAGCUUACAGGGAAUUCAGAAGAUUUAACCCCUGUCUGCUGUUCCAGCUUGCAGGGGAUGAAAAUAGGGUAAAAGUCCUGGUAAGGACUAAAAGCUUCCACGGCUGAGUGUCAUCUCAGCCUGGGAGCAAGAUACUAGGAAGUCGUCCCACUACAGAGAUAUAUAUCUGGGUGUCAUCAGCAUACAGGUGGUAGUGGAAUCCAAAUGAGGUAAUAUGUUUGCCAAGAGAGGCAGUAUAAAGAUAAAAUAUAAGGGAAACAAGGACAGAGCCUUGGGGGACUCCAACUGAGACAGGACGAGGGAAGGAGGUAUCAUUAGAAAAACCACGAGAGGACAGAGUCACAGAGACCGACUCAUUGAAGAGGGAGAGCAUGAUCAAUGGUGUCAAAGGCAGCAGAGAGGUCAAGAAGAAUUAGUAUGGAGUAGUGGCCUUUGGAUUUAGCUGGGAUCAGGUCAUUAGUUACUUUGAUAAGUGCAGUCUCAGUAGAGUGGAGAGGGCGGAAGCCAGAUUGAACAGGGUCAAGGAGAGAGUUGGAAUUGAGGAAAUAAGACAUACGGGUAAAGACAAGUCUUUCCAGAAGCUUUGAGGAGAAAGGAAUCCGGGAUAUGGGAUGAUAGAGGGGAGGACGGGACAACGCCAGAUGAGAGAAAGCAGUUGAAGAUGUGUGUUAAGGAAGGCACAAGACAGGGGGAGAGAGAUCUAAUACGGUGAGAUGGGACAGGAUCGAGCAGGCAAGUGGUGGGGCGAGAGUGCAGCCACCUCUUGUUCAGUAGCAGGGAUGAAAGUCUGAAGGCUAGGGAAGGCAUGAUCUAUAUGUGGUUGAGAAAGAGAACAGCAAGGUGGGGAGAAUUAUUUUCUUAGCUGUUCAAUCUUGUUGGUAAAGUAGCAUGCAAAGCUAUCGGCUGUAAGUUUAGUUUGGGGGGUGGUCACAGCAGAGCGAAGGAGAGAGUUAAAGGUGUCAAAGACACCUGGGUUUGGGGUAGCAUGAACUAAUGAGAGUGGAAAAGUAUGACUAUUUGGCAAGGGCAAGGGCUGCGCUGUAUAAACACAAUAUAAAUCUAUAAUGGAGAUCAACUGCCUGGGUGUGAGACUUCCUCCAGGAGCGUUCAGCACAACCGGCGCUUCUUUGGAGGUAGCGUGUUUAUUUAGUAUGCCAUGAUUGGGUGCGUGUCCUCCUUGAGGUGCAUGUUUGGAGCAAGGCUGCAGCAUUCAAGGCAGGGGUGAGGGUAGUAUUAUAUGUGGAGAUGGCCAGUGAGGGACAGGAGAGGGAAGGGAUGGAUAGUAGUUGUAAAUCAAUAUCUGCUGGAGGUCAAGAGAAUUAAGGUUCCUUCUGAGUUGAGGGGGGUUAGGCUGAGGUUGUUGGGUGAGGGGGUACUUGAGAGCAAAUGAUAAGAGGUGGUGAUCAGAGAGAGGAAAUGGAGUGUUGUAUAUAUUAGAUACUGUACAUGCAUAAAAGAAAAUGAGGUUGAGGGUAUUGCCAGCUACAUGGGUGGGAGAAUUAUCCCACUGUGAUAGCCCGAGGGAGGAAGUAAUUGAAAGUAGUUUAGAGGCUGCUGAGGUCAAAGAUGGGUUAAUGGGAAUAUGGAAGUCCCCGAUAAUUAAGGAUGGAAUAUUAGAAGAGAGGAAGUAGGGUAGCCAGGCAGCAGAGUGGUCAAGGAAGAGACGAAGGGAACCAGGGGGGCAAUAAUAACGGCAAUGUUAGCAGAAAAUGUUUUGAAAAUGUGAAUCAAAUGAAUUUCAAAUUAUGUAAAAGAGAGACAAGGGAGGUGUGGGUGGGUAGAGGUUUGAAGGAGCAGUGAGAUGAGAGGAGAAACCCUACACUACCACCUUUACAUUCAGAGUGUCUUGGGUUGUGGGUAAGUUGAAGACCACCAAAGGAUAAAAAUGCAGGGAUAGCAGUGUCAGAGGGGAAGAGCCAGUUUCUAUUGAAUUGCAUCUGUCACUUGCUUGCCCAGUCCCCAAAUGAUCAAAAUCCUUCUAUACAGAAGUUAUAUUUUGUUCAGACUGUAUUAUCUUACCCAGUUUUGUGUCAUCUGCAAAUGCUGAAAAAUGACUUUCAAUGGUCACUGUAAGAUCAAGUAUGAGCAGAUUAGAGAGAAGUAGAUCAAGGACAGAACUGUGUAGCACUCCACUUAUCACUUUUAUCCAAUUUGAAAAUGUUUUAUUUACAACUUCUCUUUGUACUCUGACUUUGUUGGAGUUUGUUUGCUCACCCUUGCAGAUAGACACAGUCCAAGGUGACCAAGUAAUAAGCCACCUGGACUGUGAAUCUGUGCAAGGGGGCUGUGCAGGAAAGGUGAUUCCAAUGCAGUACCGACAAGGACACAAACAGCAGAAUAGUCCAGGGAUAGCCGAAGUUAAAGGAUGCCAGAGGUCAGGAUAAACGAAGACAGAAGCCAGGGUCAAUAUGGAGUACAAGUUCAGGAGACUUGAAAACAGGAACUGAACACAUAAGCCAGGAUCAAAAACUUGAUAAAGAUCCCAGGGCAAGGCAGUGCUUAUAUACCCAGCUGGUUACUGAUUUGUCUCAGGUGAAGCAAAGGCAAUGACCACAGAAGAGGUUCAGCCCCCAGAGCUGCAGACAUAGCCAGGUAGAACAGGGCUAGAAAUACUCCAAAGAAUAGGUACUGCUGUGGCUUAAGGCAGUAAAGCAGGCCCAGGACUGCAAAGGACCUAGGUUUAAAUCCCCUGUUUGGCACUUCUGGGGCGACCACGUCUGACCGUCUGGAUGUCAUGGUGAGAACCAUUACAGUCUUUAAGUUAGUGUUUUAUCUGGGAACACAAUUACUAAUCUAAAUCAACUGAUUUCAGUUUUAAUAGAAACCUUUUGUGUGUAACUAUAUCAAAUGGCUUUGCAAAAUAUAAAUAAGUCACAACUACUGAAUUACCCUGAUAUAUUUUUCUACUAACUUCUUUAUAGAAUGCAAUUAAGUUAGUUUGGCAUGAUCUGUCGUUCAGAAAAUAAUGUUAAUUUCUGCGAAUGAUACUGUUGCUCAAAAUGAGGUCUUGAAUAUUAUCCUUUAACAGCCCUUCAAAUAAUUUUCAAACUACAUAUGUUAGACUCACAGAUAUGUAGUUUCUGGGUUGAGCUUUUGAACCCCUUUUAAAUGUAGACACCACAUCUACUUUUCUCCAAUCCUCUGGUACAAUUCCUAAAAGAAUCAUGGUAAAUUAAAAAACGUGGUAUGCAUAUUUCUACGCUAAACUCUCUAAGAAUACAUGGGUGAAUACCAUCUGGACUUAGGGAUUUGUUUAUAUUAACUUAAAGUGGCACUGUCAUGGCUGAAUCCAGUAUUUAACUGCCCCCCCCCCCUCCUGACUCCACUACAUUUAAUUGUCCCCCAAAUGCCCCUAAGCCCCCCAUGUAUUAGCUGUGCUCCCCGCCACUUCCUAAGCCUUCCAUGUCCUCCCUCACUCUAUAUUAGCACAAGGGAGAUUGAAAUCUCCCGAAUGCCCCUACUCGCUAUGCUGCAAGUGGGGGAAUGUCUACUAGAGAGUGAGCAACUGGGGAUGGGGGCCCUAAAUGUCAAUGGGGGGAACCUAUUGUCCCCCUUCCCAGCACCCUCCUAUGAGCGGCAGCUGGGGGCCCUAAAUGAACAUGAGGGGCUUAUUGUCCUCCCCCAACCCCCACCCAGGAGCAGUGGGUGGGGGCCGUAAAUUAAAAUGGGGGGGGGGAUCUAUUGGCCUCUCUGGCCCCCACCCAUGAGCGGUGGGUGGGGGCCCUAAAUAACAAUGGGGGGACCUAUUGUCCUCCCCCUGGCCCCAACCCAGGAGCAGUGGGUGGAGGCCAAAAAAUUUAAAUGGGGGGAAUUAUUGCCCUCCCCCAGGUCCCCACCCAUGAGCGGCGGGUAGGGGCCCUAAAAGACAAUGGAGGGGAACCUAUUGGGUCCCCCCCAAACACCACCCAUGAGCGCUGGGUAAGGCCCUAAAUGGCAAUGGGGGACCUAUUGUCUGGCCCCCACCCAUUAACGGCAGGUGGGGGCCCUAAAAGACAAUGGAGGAACCUAUUGUCCCACCCAGCCCCCACCCAUGAGUAGCAGGUUGGGGCCCUAAAUUAAAAUGGGGGGACCUACUGUCCUCCUCCCCACCCCCCACCCGUGAGCGGUGUGUGGGGACCUAAAUGAUGAUGGGGGGGACAUGUUGUCCUCCCCUAGGCCCCCACCUAUGAUCGGUGGGUGGAGGCCCUAAAAGACAAUGAGGGAGAACCUAUUGUCUCCCCCUGGCCCCCACCCAUGAAUGGUGGGUGGGGGCCCUGAAUGACAAUGGAGGGGACAUAUUGUACCCCCCUGACCCCACCCUCGGGCGACGUGGGGGGGGGCUUUUUUGAAUGACAAUGGGGGAGGCCCUAUUGUCCUCCUCCCAGCCCACACCCAUGGUCAACGGGUGGUGGCUAAAUAUAAAAAUAUGCCCCAAGGUGACCAAGGGUUCCCAAGCCCCUAGUCACUCACCCACGAAAAAAAAUUAGUGAGGGGGAGACAAAAAACCCAAAUACCUGUAAUUAAAUUUAAAAAAUACUUACCAUUUGAUAUAAAAUAAAAAACCCGAACGCAAAUUUUUUUUUUUAUUGUCUCCCUCCUCAUUAUUUUUAGGCUGAGGGGGAUAGCUAGGGCUUUAUUACAUUUUUUUGGGGUGGGGGGUGACUAGGGGUUUGGAGACUCCUAGUCACCUGGAGGGGGGGGGAUUUUUACAUUUAGCCCCCACCUGUCGCCCAUGGGUGGGAGCCUGGGGGGGGACAAUAGGCCCCUCAUUGUCGGUCUUUUAGGGCCCCCACCCACUGCUCAUGGGGGGGGCGGGGAGUACAGUAGGAUCCCCCCAGUUUCAUUUAGGGCCCCCACCUGCCGUUCAUAGGUGUGGUACAGGGGGAGGACAAUAGGUCCCCCCCACCUGCUGCUCAUGGGUAGGGGCCGGGGAGGACAAUAGGUUCCCCCAUUGUCUUUUAGGGCCCCACUCGCUGCUCAUGGGUGAGGGACUGGGGGGACAAUGUUCCCCCCAUUGUUUUUUAGGGCCCCCAAGUGCCGCUCAUGGGUGGGGGCCGGGGGGAGGACAAUAUGUCCCCCCAUGUUCAUUUAGGGUCCCCACUCGCCACUCAUGGAUGGGAGCCGGGGAGAUGACAAUAGGUUCCCCCCCCAUUGUCUUUUAGGGCCCCCACCUGCCACUCAUGGGUGGGGGCCAAGGAGGAUCCUAUGUCCCCUGUUUAGUUGAAUAGCCCCCCACUUGCCCCUACUAGUUGAAUAGCCCCCACACUAUGUCCCCUCCACUAGUUAAUAGAUGCCCCACCAUGGGGGUGCUUUUUUUAUUUUUUUUAUAGGCUGCUCACUGUUUAGUAAACAUGCCCCUACUCACGGCAUAAUGAGCAGGGGCAGAUUCAUUACUAAUACUAGUAAUUUUUACUUAGUAUUAGUAAAGUUUGCUGAAAGACUAAUCUUGGUCUUUUAGCCUUUUAGUAGAUAGCUUUCUAAUUCCCACAGUUUUAGGGAGCAAUCUACUAAGCGGCUCUAAGAUACAGCCGCAGCAUGGAUCGGAUCAGAAUUUCAUUCAUUCAAAUGAAAUUUCAAACUGACCUAAAAGUACCGAAUGUCGCCCUAACAUGAAUGAGCAAACUGUUCUCAUUCUGUUAGGAUGAAAUUCGGUAGUUUUGCCAGCGUUUUGUCUAAAUGGCAGGACGUUUGGGAAUAGUGAAAGAGGCAUUGCGAGAUCACGGAGGAAAGGGUGAGUAUUGUGGGAAAAUUUCUCUAGCCCACAGGAAGUGGGUCAGAGCGGGUCAAGCGUAGGAAAAAUACAUAAGACAAAGUAGUCCAAGGAUGAUUGGACUCUUGUCAUCUUCUGUACAGACUAUUUUCCAGGGCUGCUCCUUUACAGGAUGAUGCAAAGAAAAAUGCUGAUGGAUCCCACCUUCAUCAUUUCACUUUGUACAGCCAGUUCCCUCAACUCACAAAAAAUUGGAAUGGCUGGGUGAUAAAUAAAUAUUCAUCCUGAUGCCAGCUCUCAUGGUUAGGGUGAUACCAGUUGCUCCCACACUUUUUGUAGUUUGAUUGAUCACGCUGUUCCAUUCUUACGGUUGUUUAAUGUUUUUUCAGGACCUGUUUGCCUUUCUUCUUUGGCUCCAAUAUCUUUGGUAUCCUCUACCUGUUGGCCAUCAUCAAAGAAAGAGCUAUUAGGAGAAGCCUUCUGUUAGUUUUAGACAUGUCUCUUUCUUUUUUUCUGACUGAUUGCUUUUGUUUUCUUUUUCCUUUUAACUCUUUGCUUGCUGCUGAGAGGUUUCACUAAAGAAAAGUAAAUUAGAUAUUUGUUUCCUGUCUUUAUUAAUAUUUAAACUCUACUUUCAUCUACACAUUAUAUAUUUUGUACUAUUUUAUAAUAAAUUUAUAGUUUUAAUUUUUACUCUGCUCCCUCAUAUAUCUUCUGUUCCUGGUGCACCUUGGACCCUUCCCAAAUCCUCAGGUGGGGAUUAUACCACCUCAAGCUUUCAUCACCAGAGCAAGUUCAUUGCUCUGGAAAUUGUAAGUAAGAUACUUACCUUCUCUAUUCAUUAUUCACCAGAUAUACUGCACUAUUGGAUUUUAUCUAUGUUUUCUGUUUUAUGUACUAUUGUGGAGACUUAGAAGCGACGCCUCAUCAUUGAUCUCAUAUCCUAAGACUGGGAUUAUACCGUCAAGGCGCUAUACAGUAGAGCUCUUAGUAGCUCUGGAAAGUGUGAGUUAGUCCUUCUACCAGUUUUCCGUAUACUUCAUAUGAGAAUAUAUUAUCUUAUUUGACAUACUGCACUAUUAUUGUCCAUAUUUUGUCUUUUCUCUAUAAGGUUGACAUCCAAUCAUUAUAUUGUUGAACAAUUUUGUAUGUAUAUACUUUUUAUAUUUUAUUGGCGCGGUAUUCCACUUCUGUUUCUUGCACUUUUCUGAUUAUUAGCAGGUAUUGGGAAUCCCUGCUGGUUUGCUGCUGCCGCAUUUGUAGUCACUAUAGAGAGCACCUAUAUCUGUUCCUUUUUUAUUUACCUUCAUCUAGGCUAAGCUAAUUUCAAAUUAAAGUCAACUCUGUCCUUUGCACUUGGCAGUCAGCAUAGUGCUGCUCACAGUGAAGUUAAUAAGACAAGUUUGUUCCAUUGCGUACCAUCCAUAUCACUGAUGCACAUAUAUCCUUCUUCUCACAGGUUUAUUCACUAAAUUGAGAAUUCAUGGUGAAUUCAAAGUGAGUUUCAACUUUAGGGUCAAAAAUUGAAAAAUUCUCUGUCAGCUAUGCUUUUUGUUCAGCUACCCUGGCCUUAUAUUUGUUAUUCACUUAGAAUUCACCUUGAAUUCUCACUUUAGUUAAUGACCCUGUCAGUCUCAUUUAUGUUGGCGUGGCUGCCCAUUAUCUCUAAAGAACAACAGACUGAGAGGAUGGAACAGAUAGGCCUGUCAAAUAAAUUAAUCUGAUUCAAUUGGCUUAAUGUUAUUGAACCCAUUCUUAUAUUUUUCUCAAAAAUCAGACCAUCCUAUUUGGUAAUGGUUGGUAGAGAAUAGGAAAAGAAAAAAGUAAACUAGAAAAGGAAAGGAAGAGAAAUGAGGAGACAAUGGGAAAGGAAGGAGAAAAUGAGAAAAAAAACGGAAGGGAGAGAGAAAAAUGAAAAGAAAGGAAAAUGAAGAGGGAAAAAAUACCUUUACUAGGAAACUUACUUAAGAUAAUGGAGCAUCUCGUGAAAAAGGUUAAAACAUGUUAUAAGUAAAAUUUUUAUGUUUUAUUCAAUGGUGGCAAUUCCAGAGUAGGGAUAGUUCUCUAAAAAUUGUCUGAAAAUAAUAUGAUCUAUGUCACAGUGAUAUUUUCUUUCUAUUGAAUUAAAGGUCAAACAUUGGAGUGAAGAUCUGCACAAAUGUUGAAAAAGUUGCUGUUUUUAAAUGUCGAAGUAAGUUUGCCAAUUAUCUUUUAUUAUUAAUAGACUACAUAUAAAGCUAAAAACACUGGUUUUCUCACAUGAUCUCACAGCCAAUACAUCAUGUCAUGUCAAAAUAAAUCAUAGCAGAUGGCUCAAUGAUUGCAUACUAUGUGCAUAAAUUAUGUUAUUACUGAGGAUUCUGUAUAAUGAUAUUUGCUGAGAUAAACAGAGAGAUCAAGCUACAGAUAAAUUAGAUAAAUAGUGAACUAAAAACUAUAUGUGCAAUUGGCACAAAAUAUUUUGCUUACACGUUUGAUAAUGUCUGCAUGAUGUACAGUAAUUAAAAAAUAAGACGUAUAUAUUACUAUUUCAUAGUAGUUUAUGCAUAUAAAUUGUCACUAUGAGAAAAAAGAUGCUCCUACGCCCAAAAUCAUGAAAGAAAAGAGUAAAAGUAAUGAAAUUCCAGCAAACUCUAGACUGCAAAAAGGUAGGCAUCAGGAAUGUGCAUGGGAAAAAAAAUAUGGUUUGGUUCAGCACUUCCGAAAUUCAUGACUUCGGCAAUUUAGCACUUCUGAAAUUGGGGAUUUCUGCAAUUCGACGGUUCAGCACUUCUGAAAUUCGGGACUUUGGCAAUUUGGGACUUCGGGACUUCAGCAAUUCCCUAACCCUACCCCUAACCCUCCUCUAUCCCUAACCCUACCCCUAAAGGGUUAGGAGUAUGGCUAGGGUUAGGGUUACAUUCCUGUCACCAUUCCCUUAAUUUUCCCUCUCUCUCCUGUUUUGCCACUUUUCAGAAAUCCGAAGCACUUUGGCACUUCGGCAAUUCAGCACUUCGGCAAUUCAGCAAUUCAGUUCGGUUCGGCACUCACGAAAUUCGGACCGGAACGAAUUGCACAUGUCUAGUAGGCAUUAAUGCUUUUCAGCAUCUUUUGGCAUGCUGCAGUUACCAACAUAAUUCUCUCCUUCUCCUCUUGCUCAGAUGCCAAUUGAUGUACUGAGGUGAAUAUGAAACAUUGAGGUUUAUGGAGUUAUUGUCCUGUAAAACACACUUCAGCUUUACAUCACACUCUAACUCUUUUUAAAAAACAAAACAAAAUCAGUGAUAAAAGAAACAUGCUCCCGACUUCUUAUUCCCAAUGAAAAGUAUAUACAUUCCCAUAAUACACAGUGCACUUUUACAUAUUUCAUCUCCUAAAUGGCAAAAGAAACUCAUUCUUCCAAUGACAUGCUGCCUAGGUCAAGCAUUUUGUCUUGGAUGUAGACUUAGCAUUAUAUACUUGCCACCAAAUAUUGUAAAUGUUUUUCCAAAUAACCCCUACAGCUGUAGGGGUUAUAGUGCCAGGCGUGCCCUUGUGCCUUUCCACUAUAAGGAGUCAAACCAUCUAGUAAUGGUUUGACUGAUUACCAGGGAUUCACAGGAUACCGUUUUCCACCUACACUACUUCUGACAGAGUUGCACCCUGCAGCAUAGGACCAGCUGUAUUUAAUGUUCGCACAUCACUUAUAACUCAGAUCAUCAGCUGCACUUCAGUGGUUAUGGUGCUUGGAAGGUCCCUUUAAGUGCUGUACUCAUGUUGGAUUUUCUCAUUGAAAGUUAGCUGCAAAAUAACAAAUUUAUUCUCCACUUGUAAAUUUAUUUCCUGUGCCUAAUAUAUGUGAGUUAAAAUGAAAAUCAUAAAAUAUCUAAGCGAAAAAGUCAAACUGUAUUUUGUACCUGGUAUUUCUUUGUGUUCGUGUUCCAGGAAACAGUGCACUUCAAGUAAAGUCAAAAUGUAGAAUUGGGAUGUCUCCACCAGUUCCAGGUGGCUAUUUCUUGAAAAAUGUUUGGCACUCUUUAUUUUGCAACCUUUCUUCGUAUGAACCAUUGUCUCAAAUCAACGAGUGUUUGUCUGGUAAAAUGAUUUACCUCAUGGGAGAUUCAACUAUCCUACAAUGGAUGCGAUAUUUUCCAAAACUUAUGAAAAGUAAGUGUCUAUGAUAGCAUUGUUUUUAAUCCAUGUAUGUAUGUUUUUUAUAAAGCAAAAACAACAACAAAGGGUGUUUUUUAAAUACUAGUAAGAUGUUUCUAGGAAAGGGAAGAAUGGAGUAGAAAUAUAAAAAAUAGACCACUACAUAAAACUUAACUUUAUUCAAUAAAGAGCUAAAAAGGUAAUUUCACCUUAAACACUCAAUUCUGUUGAGAAAGUGAUUCAUUUUCUUCAUCAAACUCAUAGAUCUCAGUAAAUAAAAUAUGUUUAAAUACAAAAUCAGGUUGCGCCAAUUAUAAAGUCCAAAAGAUCCAAAAAGGUUAAGAAAAGUCCAAACAAUUCUUGUGGGAUUCCUGGCUGGUAACCGUCAAGGCUUUAGAUAUUAGUAGGAAUAUGCAGAUAAAAUAAAAACAACUAAUAAUCAUGCUGGUUGUCAAAUGCUAUGUGCAGGACAACAACAAAAAUAAGUGGACUAACACUCACAAUCAAUAGAGCUAUAGACCAACUCUGAGUAAAAAGGUAGCUCAUGUGGGUUAGUCAUUUAGCCUCUGAAACGGAUAUUAAUUUACCCGGAGAUAUGUUCAGGUGGAAACCAAAUUGACACUUGUAUUUCGAGCUGCUCGGAGAAAGUAAUCAGAUCAGAUAUUUUUUGAUUCAAAGAUUACUUCCCUAUUUUAUUGUGUAAGCUUACAGAUUAUAUACUCCUUUGUAAAGACAGCUUUGUGACUUGCGCGCCAAAAACUGGAUGGGUGAAGUCACACUAUACCAUAAAAGGAAAUUACAGAACUAAGCAUAUUUCAAUGGUGUUAUAUAUAUAUAUAUAUAUAUAUAUAUUCAGUGGUUUCUGAGGAGACGAUUGCAGCUUUACCCUCAACUCCCCCUCUGAUGUCCUAAUAUAUAUAUAUAUCUUAGGACAUCAGAGGGGGAGUUGAGGGUAAAGCUGCAAUCGUCUCCUCCGAAACCACUGAAUGUCACAAGUCAUGAUUUUAUGCUUACAUGUGCUUAUUUGUCAGACAGUUGAAACUAGACUAAAAGUUAAAAAGCAUAACAUGAAAGUAAAAACCGACUGGACAUCCGGUCAUCUUAGUAGCAUGAGCCUGGGGUCAAGGUACCUAUCAUUAUAAUUCCAUUACAAUUUCCCUCUUUUUGACCCUACGGCUCACACAGGUGACUGAGGUAUGUCCAGGUAUGCUAGUCAAAACCUGUGGGUCUUUAUUAAUGCCUUCACCACGAUUCCCUCAGACAGGGCAAACCAGGAGUCACAGGAGGCAUGUCAUUCAUCAGUUAUACAGCUCUGUAGGUGUCAGAGGUUGAGGAAGCUGGCAUAUAAGUUAAGGUAUGACCAGCAUUAGGUUUUGAUUUACACAAGGAUUAUAGAAGACAGGAGAAGAAAAAUCAUCAUUAUGACAAAUACUGCGAUAAGUAAGAAAUACAAUAUUUUCUUAAUUAACAUACUAAGCCAUGUACCAAGACCAAAGGUCCAAUCCCAAUCCCCAAAGAACUCUGUAUCUUGUUUUAUUUCCUUCACUAGGUUGUGAAGAAUCUGUAUAUGUUCUGUAUAUGACGUCUGUCCGACAGGAAAGUUCAUAGCUCUGUCUAGGGGUAUUUUCACUAAGCAUUGUAUAUAGACAAAAUAUAUUAUUUCUAAUAGCUUACAUGCUCAAAGUUAGCCAAUUUUAAACAGACUGAACAUCCAGUCAUCUGUAGCUGGAGCCUUGGGUCAGUAUAGGCAAAGUGUAUUAUUCCCAACAGUUUACCUCCUUCGUGAACGCAUAUAGACAAAGUGGGAAUAAUACCCAUCCCUCGUCCGUGGACCAGGGUCUAGGAUUACCAGUCCACCCGGUGAUCUGGGGCCAGGUCAAAAAACCCAGUGAAAAAAACUCGUAUUUGAGGAAAAGGCACUUCUGGGGAAACCCUGAAUGGGGGCCACAACCGUAUAGACCUGUCAUCCCUCACGUUGAUACCACCUGUGACUUGGGUAUUGGGAGGAAACACUUCUUGAUAAUGGUGGGAAAAGCCCAUUUGCAUACAAUCAUUAAGUAUAUUAUCAUCAAACUCACAAUUAUUACAGUAAUUGCAACCAGGACCUUAUGUCCUAUAUCUCCUAACCAUUUCCCUAUUCCAAAGGUCCAGUCAAACCAAGUCACAUCCACACCCAGUUCCUCACAACAUGGGAAUCCAUCCUUGGCACACUCAACAUACAUCAACAACACAUACUACAUCCUUCCCUGGGCCAGCUAACACCACCUCCCUCUCUGGCUAACUCAAAAAAAAAAAAAUAACAAAAUAGUUCAAUAGUUGAGCAAUUGGGCAGACUAGAUGGGCAGAAUGGUUCUUAUCUGCAGUCACAUUCUAUGUUUCUAUGUUUCUAGUUCAGAAAAAAUAGAAUAAGUCCAUCAAGGAGUAUAAAUGUGGACACCAUACAUUUUGUUCCAUAAAAUAGCUAAGGGUAGCAAUAUGGCUGACAACAAGACAAUGUCAGCUUCCACAUAGUUCUUAGUUCUUAAUAUUUCUUUUGUUUGCUGGAUAUUCACCACAAUGCUCUGUGCAACACCCCAAUUGUUGAAAGGGUUAAUACAGAACCAGGUGCAUUAGACAGCACUGCACCUUCAGGACUUUCCAGGUUCUUGCGUACAAAGGUUAUGUCCUCAUAAGUAAGCAUCUCAGUUUCUUCGGCCUGCAUGGAUUUUGACCAAGCAGAUGUAAUUGCAAAAUAGGUAGUGUAAAUUCAGCCAGACAGAGAGAUUGGUGCACAAUCCCAAGAAUCAGAUGGCACAAACACUCAAGGAUGGUCUCUACAAUUAUACAAACACAAGGAUCAAUAUGACAUGAACAAUUCUAAAAGGAUAUAUCUAUUAUUAUCAAUUUAUCAAUUACCUAGGCUAAAUUAGAGACUAAAAUUAAAUCCUUAACUGGUGUAAAUCUCUCAGCUUUGCUUAUAUUUCAUGAAAUUUGUCUUCCAUAAAAUUUUUCAUAAUGCCCUUUGGAAAGCCUUUGUACAGACGAGAGAAACACUCACUCUAAAUACUUGAUUAGACAGGAUGGGUACUAAAACACUUUCUCGAGCAAGUGACUGAUGAAAUCUAUAUACAUAAUCUUAACAUACACAUAUGGGAAUAAUUCCCAAUAAAACUCUGUUCCUAAACUUAAACCUUGAUUUGAUCAUCUCAAUUAAAUUCUCUUGGAUUAACACCCAAAACUAUAUAUAAAAUAUUAAAAACAUGAACCAUCUAAUUCAGACUUACUCAAAGAGUAUUAAUAUCUUACUAUAAAAUCCUAACUUAUGGUCUUUGUUCCCCAUAAUGAAUAAUGCUAGGGUGAGAUGUGGUUGGGCAUAGCUCAAACUGAGUAUCACAAAUCUCUAACCACAAAAGCUUAAUUUUAUAAGUUUAUCAAAAAACUAGUUUAACCUAUUAGUGCGUUCUUUGGGUGGCUUCUUUCCAUAAUUUGGCUCCUUGUGAAAUUAUAUCAUUUAUUCUCUUCUGGGUCUGCAAAAUGCUUUCAAUUUACCAAUACAAAUAUAAUACAGUAGUUUAGUAGAUUAGAAUUGCCUCACUUAUAAAUGUCAGAAAUUGCCUCAUAUCUAUUAUAAAUACAAUUUCAUCAUUACCCUAUGAUCAAUGAGGCAUACUAGAUGAAUCUUACUUUGGGAAUAAAACUUUCCUAUACAUGCCCCAACAGAUUGGAGUUUCUGCCUAGUCAAAAAAGGCAGAAUGAUCAAUAUGGAUAACAUGAUUUUCUUUGACACAAAUAAUUCAACACACUUUAAAAGUAGAGUUAACUCAGAGCUGGACAAUACUCCCCUAAUACUAGUCCUUUAUAAUGUCUUUUCAGAGAAAGAAUCACAUUCAGGAUUAGUCCAUUUGCAAAGGGAAACGCGGAUCCACGAUUUGAAUAGCAGAAGUUUGUGGGGCCACUUUAAUGUGAGAUGUAAAAAGCGUUUUUCUCAGUCUCAUAUUAUUAAAUAAUGUCCAGGAAUGAUAGCAUGCAGUGGAUUUAUUCUUUUCGGCUUUAUAGCAUUACCUGUCGUAAAAACACUAAAUGCUUUCGUUAAUGACAUGCAAAUAUUCUUAACUUUACUAUUUAAGCUCAUAAACAAUAGACCUUAACACAUAACACACCAAUUCAUUACAACCCAUAGAACUCAAACUCAGCAAUCGUUGUAAUAUCAAACAUGUUGUCAUCUGACAAAACAGAACACAACAGACGUAGUUGAUACACAUAAUAGAUACCCAGCAAAUAUGGACACGCAACUAAACCAUAACCAAUUCAAAAUAAGUUAAUACAUUUCCCACUCUGUGUCCCUCAGAAGAAACUCAGUUAGACAUAAUGUUUCCUAUGCUCGUGAUAAAUUACAAAUGCAGUCUCAAACUAACACGUCCAAUUAAAUAUGCAACACCCUUCUCAUACCUAUGUAUAAUAAGCUUUUAAAAAAAUAAUGAAAAUUUCUGCAAACUGUUUGUUUGACUUCUACGGAAGCAACAAUGACAACCAGCAUUGAAGAUAGAGCACAAAACUUGGCAAAUGAACAGGGAAGUUGAAUAAAACAGCAAGUCAACUAUUGCAACAGCAAUACAGCAACAGCGUUGGAGUCAAGAUACCUAUCAUUAUAAUUCCAUUACACCUCCAUAUGAAUAUAAAGGGUAAAAUGAAAAAGUAACACAAUAGUGCUCAUUGUGAUAAAAUCAGAUACAGAUAAAAACAGUAGUUUACUCACAUUUGAUAAAGCAGUAACACUGCUCUGAGGACUGUGCUUGGGUGGUAUGAUCCCCACCAGUGAUAAAAUGUAGAGUGAAUUCUCUAGAGCAGGCUCCCCCAAACUCCGGCCCUCCAGAUGUUGCUGAACUACAACUCCCAUGACUCUCAGCCUGUCUAUUUCAUUCAUAGAUUCAUGGGAGUUGUAGUUCAACAACAUCUGGAAGGGUUUGGGGCAGCCUGCUGUAGAGGGUAUUCCUCGGCAGGCAUUAUGUGUAGAGUAGAGUAAAACCUUAUAGAUGUGCCAGGAACAUAAAAUAAUUAAAAAUAAUAAAAUAUAAAAGCAUAAAAAGUGUAAUAACUGGUCUAACAGGUGAAAGCCAAAUAUACAUGAAUGCUAAAAACAGAUUAAAAGAACACAACGCGUUCCACCAAACAGGGGGGCUUUUUCAAGUGUAAACAACAUGAGCCUGGCAUAAAGGGGCUUAACAAUUCAAAAAUGAGCAUCAUCUGUGGCCGUUGAUCUCUAUUGGGGUUACAUGACAUAGGGCAGAGGUUAAAACAAAUAUAUCCUUAAUAGCAAGUUAAUAAUGAAAGCAUAAGAAAUACAAAGUGACAAAGCAAUAAUAACCUCUUUCUAUAGUGAGUUUGAUCUAAAAUUAGAUAACCUAGCCUCUGACAAAUCAGAGAUUUUGGGGUAAAAAAUUUAUUUUUAAAACUUUUUAUAAGCAUGAUUUCCAGAUGGCUGUAGAAGAUGAGCCACUGGAAAUUCUAUUUUUAGGGAAAACCAAGAGGUUGUUUUUUUUUUUUUUUUUUUUUUAAUGAGCCUUGAUCAUAAAAAUAUGAUAUAUUUUCACUUUCUCAUUAUUUACCAUUAAGUCUAUCUUAGUGGUGCCUGGUAGGUAUUUGUUUUAGCACAAGUUACAAAAAACACGCACAGCAGUCUAUCUAACAAUAUAACAUAUAUUAAUGUAUUGAUAAACCAAAGUACAGUUAAUAAUCUGUGCCUUUCACAUAUCUACCCAAGGGUUCUCUGCCCAACUCAUAACCCGAACUACCCAUUUGUCCUAUAAUAAAGGUAUUCUCCAAAGCUCCACCAAGGACAUCACUAACCUCCAUAUCCCAGGAGAAAUAUCCUAUAUGCCCAACUUUUAUGGAGGUAGAGGCACCCUGUAUAAACAAAAAUAAAGUAUGGAGAAAAUCCUAUCAUGGAUAGCCAGGGAAAAAGAGGGUAAAUCCAUAUAAGACCAACAAUACCAAUGCUUAACAUACACCCACAAAUCACAUACAUUCUUCCGAGGGUCCAUGGGGGCGAGGGCUGAUGAGGAGAAAUAACUAUAAAGGAUUUUGUCCAAGGGUCAGACAGUAGUCGUCCCAAAGCGCCAAAGUGUCCGUCCUCUCUUUCUAAAGUUCUGUUUCUCUGCAUCACCCUUUCCACAUCUGACCAUUUUGCAGCCUUCCUGCUUUCCAAUCUACAAUCCAUUUCGCUAUUGAUAAAAUAUGAAGCAGAAGGGAUUUUAGUUCUUUUGUAUGAUGACUAGGUAUAAAGUGAAACAGAACCAGUUCUGGGUUAGAUUAAUUUUUCACCGAUACCCGGAGAUAUCCCAUAUUUUUAACUCCUUCCAAAACAUUUGUAUGUGGGUACAAGACGACCUUAUGUGCCGUGAGCCUACCAUUACAGCCUCUUCAACAAAAUUAAAAUGUCAUCUUUCUUUAUCUUCUAAAGUUUAACUGGCGUAAUAUACCAUCUGUUUACAAUUUAAAAAUUUUAAAAUACAACUCCCUACAUGUUUGAUUAAUUUAUCCGUUAAAACUGGCACCAAACCACAUUUCCAUAGGCAAAGAUUGAUUUAAUUCUUCUUCCCAAAUUCUCAUAUUUAGACACUUAAUAUUCAUGCCUCUAUCUCUCAAAACAUUCAAAACAUUUUGAAAGUUAUGCUUCCUGUUUGAUGAACGUAUUAUUUUUUUUCACAAGGUGUCAACUGUCUAAACUCUUUAGACGGUACCUUAUCUAAUAGAUACUAGAUCUCAACCUAUUAUAUUCCAUCCACAUAUUAGCUGGAAUAUUAAAGUUGGACUGAAUAUAAUCAAAUGGGAGGAAUUCAUUAUUUACAUAUAAGUUCUUAAAUAUUUACAUCCCCUUUUGAUAAAAUCUCUAGCAAAGGAGAUUGAUCUUUCUUGAAUCCAUGAGAUCGGAAAAUCGGUUUGGAAUGGAAUCAAGGAAUAUUUGCAGUUCAAACAACUUUUAAGAGUAUACCAAAAUGUCGAAGCUUUUACUAUGCACUAGACUACUGGAUAAAUCAUCUCAAAAAAUUAUUUAAUUCAGGUGCUCUUUUAAACAAAAAGCUUCUAUCGUGCCCAGUUAUUAUUUUCAAUUCUUCUUCCCAUCUCAACAUAUGCACCAAAAGGGAGGCUUCCUGAUAUUUCUUAAUGUCUGAUAUGCAUUCUCCACCAGAAAUUGUAUUAACCAAAAAUUGGUAUCUUAAUACGCAUUCUUUUAUUCUGAUGGAUAAAUACAUCAGUUACCCGCUGUAUAUUAUUCAGCAAAUAGAUCGGACACUGGCAGGGUAUGCAGCGAUAAUAUAAGUGAUCUUAAGUAAUAUGGUCAUCUUGACGCUGCUAUCCUACCUGACCAGGAAAUAUUAAGAUUUUUCCAUGUGGCUAGCACUUGCAUUACAUUAGAAUAAACCAAUUGGAACUUUAACUGUAAUAGUUUUUUUUAAUUCAGCAAACCGCUUAAUUCCCAAAUGGGUCACUGGAAAUUUACAGUUAAACUGAAAUAGUUGGCUUAAGAAUUUUUCCGAUUCAUAUUGAAGCGGAUUGCUUCCAGAUUUUUUACAUUUCAUUUAUAAUUGAUAUUACACUAUAUUCAUUUAUAAUCCCUUAAAGGGCUAUUAGGGAUUUUUCCUGAUUUUCUAUUGUUAUUACAUCCUCCGCAUAGAGGGCUAUUACAUGGGAUUUUCGGCCUACGCAAUAGCUUUUAUAUCUACUGAUUCCCUAUAGUAGACCCCAAAGGCUCAAUGAUCAAGGCAAAAAUCAAUGGACAACCUCCUAGUACCAUUUGAGAUAACAAACCUUCCAGAUCUAAAGUUUUGACUAAUAACACUCGCAAUCGGGAUGUAUAUAAGGCAGCUAAUCGCUUUAGAGGCAAAAUCACUAGUUAUAUUUUGACAGGGUGAGGAAAUAAAAGUCCCAACACCCUGUCAAAUGCUUUCUCAGCAUCAAGUCCCACAAAAAUUUUUGAUCACUGAGGUUAUAUUUAAGAGUUUCCUGAUAUUGUCGGAACCCAAUCUCCCCUGGAUAAAACCAGUUUGGUCAGGAUUGAUCGGGUUGUGGAUAUAUUGAUGGAGUCUUUCUGCUAAAAUUUUGGCAUAGAUCUUAAUAUCCACAUUAAGUAAGGAUAUAGUUCUGAAAUCCCUACAUUCGGGGGUUAAAUUAUUUGUUUUACGAAUUAUUUGAGCCUCCAACAAUUCUGGAUGAGCUCUGUCUGCCUUCUUGAUUUCGUUUAAUGUUUGACACAAAUAACAAGAGAUCUUCUCGUGGAAAAGUGAGUAAUAUUGAUUAAUAAGACCAUCGGGUCCCGGAGCUGAGUCACAUUUCAACUUUGAAAUUGCCCAUUUAACUUCCUGUUCCGUAAUAUCCUCAUUUAACUUUGCCGACUGUUUUGAGAAACACUAGGAAAAUGGAUUUUAUCUAAAAAUUCUGCAAUUCUCCUUUUUUCUUCUCACUACCAUCUAUAUUAGUAGAAUUCAAGUUAUAAAGAUCAUGGUAGUAUCUCUCAAAACAUGCGGCAAUCUCAUCAGGUUUAACAAACAGAUCUUUAUUAUAUGAUAGCUUAUUUAUUCUGCCAUUGAUUUUUGUUUCAACCUACUAACCAUCAAUUUCCCUGCUCUAUUUUGACCAUGAUAUGAUCUUUGUUGUGCAGCCAACAGCGAUUUAUCUGCCAAUAAUUGAUGUAUUCUUUCUAUUUGUAAUUCUCGAAUUUUAUUAAACUUUAGAUCAGGUGGGGAUUUUUUAUUUUCUCUGUCCAUUAAAACCAGUUCUAGAUGUAAAUCCCUUAGUGAUUUUCCUCUCUGCUUCUUUAAAAUCAAAUUUUAUCAUUAUCCCUCUUAUGUAGGCCUUAUAGGGGAGCCAUACUAUUACUUUAGAGUUUACGGUACCGUCAUUCCUUAAGAAGAAUGCGGCCGUUUCAUUUUUUAGAUUUUUAAGUAUUUCAGGGUCUUUUAAUAGUUCCAUGUCUAUUCUCCAUGGUCUCUAGUUCUUAACAGGAGGGUCUGUACCUAAACUUACUCCAGCCAAGCCAUGAUCAGACCACGUAAUCACCCCAAUUUCUGAGUGUUUAAUUUUAGAAAUAGCCUACCUGUCCAUGAAGAUAUAAUCCAAUCUACUAUACAUUUUAUGUCUAUGUGAAAAAAAUUAAUAGUCCCUCUCAGAAGGGUGCAACGUUCUCCAUGUAUCAUAAAGAUUUAAGCAAUAAUUUAAGCAAUAAAAUAAACUUUUUAGAGUUUUGGACUAGCUGAGGAUCCGAUUUUAUCUCUCCUAUAUAGUCUCUAUCUGCAGAUGGAUCCAAAGGUAAGUUAAAUCGCCACAGAUCACUAAAAUCCCCAUGAAUAAUUAUUUCAUUACUUUCAAUGUCUGGCUAAUAAAUUAGAUUUGCCCUUUAUUAGGGACAUACAUAAUUAAAAUUGUAAAUUUCUGAGAAUUAAUCAGAACUGCCCAUAGUAAAUACCUUCCUUUUCCAUCCUUUGACAAUGUCCUCCUUUAUAAUUUAAGGUUUUAUUAAAUAUUAUUGAAACCCUUCUCAACUUACCUUUCGAGUAGAGGUUGGAAUAAUAUCUAUUACCAAAAAAGGGAACCUUAUUAGUCUGCAAGUGAGUUUCUUGAAUACAUUUAACAUCCGGUUUACCCCUAAACAGAUUUUUAAAUGCUAUACUAAUAAUCCUGAGAGUCAUAGCAAACCAAACCCACCACGACUCUGAGGACCAACUAACCCACCUCCAUCAGCACCUUCUUCCCCAUGCCUCGGAACCUCCCGAAAAACACAACAUACACAUUCAAACAAAAAAUUUAAAAAAAUGAUGUGAUACAAUCAUCUUCUUGGAGGAUCUACCUACUUAGAGAAAUCCCAUUCUCAGUCUACCACCUCUAGAAGUGGCAGAUAAAUCUAAGUUUCGUCGAACUACCUCAGGUUGAGACCUUUGCGGAGGUCUCCAAUCAGACUUGCCAAUACUCUAUAUGUUCAUCUUUAACCGCAGCCUUCUUAUCAAUAUCCCACAGUAACACAAGUGAAAUUCAUCUAACAGGGCUAGUAGGACAAGCACUACAGAGGGACCUAAGGGGCCAAGAUCAGACUUCAAAGGCAAGAGGAAGAGGAGAGAGUAAGACGUCCCUUUAUACAAAACCCAAGAUUUUAAAACCACUAUCUUAACCUAUCCUCUAAUCACCCCUCCUCAUUUCCUCUAUGCAUACAGAAGGUCAUAUAAACACUCUUAUGAACAAUAUCACUAGUUUAAACAAGACACAUUAGGAUAGGACAGGGAACAAAUCAAAAAAUGGCUAUCAUUCCUGGGGCGUUGUCCACUAUGCUGGACAAACCAUUAAAAGUGCCAAAAUAUGCAAAUUUACAGAUACCAAUCCAAAUAAUUUCUAUACCACACUAUCUUCUAUAUAAUCUCCUUUGAAUUGUGAUAAACAUUAAUCGAUGAAUCCAUCCUAUAUUGUGUAAUUUCACAGUGUAAAAAAUAAAUAAAUAAUGUUCUCUCUAAUGUAAUACAUGUCUUUCCAAUUAAACCCACAAGGGCCCUUUUGGGGCCAUUUUAUAAAACCUAAAUUGAACCUUAGUGAAAUCUUUAACAUGUCCGCCGGUACUGGAUCUGCAUUCAAAUAGCUUACUUCUAUCCAAAAACCAAGCUACUCAAAACCCAUAUCACUUGACCCAGCGAAGCUAACUCAUUUUGUGCUAUUUUUCAAUAUAUUGUGACCUAUUCAAUUAUCAUUAUUCUAAAAAGUGCUCAUAAAGUUUUUACCCAUAAACUUCCUUUAACACCCCGAACAUAACUCUAUAAACAUUGCCAAACCUUAAUUUUAUCCCCUCUCCCAAUUGUCUCAAAAAAAAAGUAUCUUAAGCAAUCCCCGACAGGGUUAUAUCUUAAAGAAACUUUUCCCCCUCAUGUAGAGAGUUGAUUAUUUUAAACUCCAUACCCAUUUUAAUGAUUAAUUUAGUUGGAAAGCCCCAUUUAUAGAAAACAUUUUUAUCUCUUAAGACUUUUGUUAUCGUUCUAAAUUCUUUACGUUCCACCUCUCCUGAUAUAUCGGGAAAAAUUUUCAAUUGAUCAUUAGGAGCAUUCAAAUUUUUACAUUCAAAGACUUUCUGUAAUAUUUUUUGUUUCACAGUGAAAAAAUGUAAUUUCACUAUCACAUCCUGCGGUAAAUCCCUUGAAAUAUUACGUGAUAGAGGGAGUCAAUGAACUCUAUCUAACAUCUGGCCCUCUCCAAAUCUAAAUUAGCAAAAAAGUUCAAAAAUGUUAUGACAUAGUUUGGAAGAUCUGCCUAUCCCACUGCUUCAGGUAUCCCUCUUAUGCGAAUAUUAUUUUGUCUGGAGAAGCUCUCCAGUCUGCUAUAUUUCUGUUUCAAACUUGAAAGCUCCUCUCUUAAUUUCUGUAUUUCCAAAUUAGAAUGAUUCUGUGAUUCUAUCAGAUGUGCUUGUUGGAUGCCCAGGUCUGUUACUUUCUUUGAAAGGACAUUUGUAUCUUUGGAGUUUUUGGCAAUCUCCCUAGAAAUUUCCUGCACCAUAGAGCUCUUUAGGUCUUUCAGUAAAUCUAUCAUUACUACCUUCAUGGUAGCUAUCGGGAGUUCUUCUCUAUGACUAUCUACCUCUGCUGGCUCCUCUACUAAGGAUGACUCAGCUGAUGUCAAUAAAUUAUCCGAGUGUUCUAAUUCUUUUUGCGUCCCUGUUGUAAAUGCUGACUCCUCAGAGCUUUUACCUUUUUUAAUUGCGCUAAAGAGAUUACUUGUCGAGUUUCCAUUAACUUUUUCCUUUUCUUUGCCCUUACCUUUACCCUUUCUACUUUGGUUGUACUUGUUUUUCCAUUAUGUCCUCUUAUAACAACCGUUUAAGAACAAUUUAACAAUGAUCUAAAAACUCGAGAUGACAAUAAAGGCCCAAUAUUGACUAUAAACCACAAAAGGUUCUGAUUGUGAGGACCGAUAAGCUCAAUCACCUCAGAAGGCACAACAAACACACAAAAAAGAAAGAAAGAAAAAGGGGUGGAAAACCCAAAGAACAGUUAGAUUAUGAUUCAGCCAGCUACUGCCAGAGCCACUAACUUACUGUAUAUGCAAAGGUCUGUAAAAUGUCAACAAUCUAUAUACAUGUCCCGGAAAGCAUUAAACAUAUAUAGCUGGAAUCGUUCUUUUCGGGUCUCCAAUCUGCAUCAAUAUUCUGUGAUAAGUGCAUAAGGCAAAGAUUGUCUCUUCAAAGACACCUAAGAGCCCAUUUAGGCCAGUUAAUCCAAAAAAAAAAGAUUUCUCUUAUGUCUCAGCUUCCCCACCAAAAUAAAGCGGAGCUGAAUUUAACAUAACAGUUAAUUGCUGUUAAGUGCUUUCCUGAUACCAUAUCCACAACUUUAGUGGGCUGUUAUUGUUAUGGUGUAAGGUAUACAAUCCUGAUAUCCACAAGGUGGAUAUAACCGAGAAAGAGAAGAGGAAAUGAGACAAACUUAUAGUCAAUAAAUAAAUAGAUAACCUAGCUCUGAGACUGGAAAAUUUAGGAAUUCACCAAACCCUAUAAGACAUAAAAGCAAUACACCAUAAAAUAUGGUGUGGGUAUCCAGGAGCUAUAAAUCGGGAGUAUGAUACACGUAGUAAGGUGAGAGAUAAAAUACAGAUAAUUGGCACUCAAAUUUAUAAAUGAAAUAUAAAAGGAUAGUAUGCAAGUUCGUUAAUAAAUUUUUUUAAGUUUGAUAAAUUAAUAACACAGUCCAAAAUGAGGUAGUAUUUCGAUUUGCAGAAUAUUUAUAUAUAUUUAUAUAUGUAUCUUUUGAGUCCUUGUUUUAGAUCAUAGAAACAUAGAAUGUGACGGUAAAUAAAAACCAUUCGGCCCAUCUAGUCUGCCCAAUUUUCUAAAUACUUUCGUUAGUCCCUGGCCUUAUCUUAUAGUUAGGAUAGCCUUAUGCCUAUCCUACGCAUGCUUAAACUCCUUUACUGUGUUAACCUCUACCACUUCAGCUGGAAGGCUAUUCCAUGCAUCCACUACCCUCUCAGUAAAGUAAUACUUCCUGAUAUUAUUUUAAACCUUUGCCCCUCUAAUUUAAGACUGUCCUCUUGUUGUGGUUUUUCUUCUUUUAAAUAUGGUCUCCUCCUUUACAGUGUUGAUUCCCUUUAUGUAUUUAAAUGUUUCUAUCAUUUCCCCCUGUCUCGUCUUUCCUCCAAGCUAUACAUGUUAAAAUCCUUUAACCUUUCCUGGUAAGUUUUAUCCUGCAAUCCAUGAACCAGUUUAGUAGCCCUUCUCUGAACUCUCUAAAGUAUCAAUAUCCUUCUGAAGAUACAGCAAUCAGAGUGAGCAGACUCUGUCAUAACUGAGUAAGAUCUAUAGCAAACCAGACAAAGUUGUUGAACUGCAUGGUGUCUUUUAUGUGCCCACUUAGCAAACUAUUACAGCUUUCACUGCCGCAAUCAGGUAAAUUGGACUACUCAAUAAAAUAAGUGUAAGUCAAGAACACUUACAGGGCUCUUCAUUAAAGUGGAUAUUCAAAGUAAAUUUCAAAUUUCAAACCAGAGUAGCUGAAUGGAAAGCACAGGUGACUUAGACAAUUAUUUUUAGUUUGUCUAUUUUGAUCUUGAAUUUGAAAUUCUCUUGAAUUCAACUUGAAAUCUUACUUUACUGAAUAACCCUGUUAACCUGCCGUUUAUGCUCAGCCUUGCAUAACACUUGCAGAAGGCUAUUUUGCAAUCCCAGGUAUGCCUUAAAAUACUCACUUGGAGUUGCUUGAAGUAGUCUUAAAGUAUGAAUUUAAAGUAGAUUAUAUUCAAAUGUAAGGUUAAAAACUAGGACUUUUCCUUAAAGUUCUUGCAAAACUGUAAAUGGUGGUUUGUAUUUGUUAAAUUUGCUAUAUUUUUCAAAGUGGGUAAAAGCACUUGUUUCCAUCUGUACAACUGCUAAUUGAGUUAGUUGGUGAAGUGUUCCUUUCAUUUGUGUGUUUGUUUGUUUUUUUGUCUUUUUUUUGUAAAGCUACAUAAACUCAUAACUAACUCACUUUGAGCUAUAUGCAGGAGUCUAUUUUAAAGUAGGCUAAAAUUAAGUAGAAGGUUUAAAGAAACAAGAUAAUUACAGUUUUCACGUUUUUAUACUUGUUUUUUGUGUCUGGGGAAAUGAGUGAUAUGAUGAUUGUAGCUCUGACUCGGUGCACAUCUUUUAACAUGUAUAGAUGGAUGGAAGAAAUCUUCCAGGAUCCAUACCUCUGUGGUACAUAUGAGUGUGUAGCUUCACUUGAAGCUCAGAUCUGGAGAAGAAAAUUGCAACAUUGAGGCAGAUUGACAAUACUGAAAUAAUCUGCUACUCACUGAGCAGAGUUUAGUUGGGAAAUCUACUGAAGUAAGAAAACAUAAGAUAGUUGAGGAACAGGGAAUUAUUGAGUGACAAUUACAUGUGGUAGCAGGGGUGGAGGGAAAAGUAAAGGUUUGCAAAAUUUUGGGCUAGUCCUGAUUUCUGAAGUAAAUCAGAUUUGCUACCUCCUCUAGUAUGAGUGGGAUCAAGAAUGUAAGAAAUGUUAGACAGGUUAUGGUAGUAGGAGACUUAUUAUGAGAGUAGACAGGGUAAUCUUCCACUCUGAUCACCUUAAUGAGACAGUUUGCUGCAUCUCACCUUAAUUGGACAGUUUGUUGUUUGGACAGAGUAAAUGGCUUGGGAGAGGCUGGCACCAUAUAUGUACCAAUGACAAAGCCAGAGGAAGUUUGAGGAUCAUAAAGAAUGAAUUUAGAGGAUUAGGAAAUAAACUGAAAAAACAUACAUUGAAUGUAGUAUUUUCAGAUAUACUAUCUAUGCCAAGUGCUAUAGUGGAAAGUCAGCGUGAGAUUACGUAGGUUACUCUGUGGCUGAAGUUGUGGUGUAAGAAAAAGGGUUUAGGCAUUUUAGAACACUGGGGUCAUUUUGCACUUGGUUACAAUUUCUAUAACCAUGAUGGAUUGAACAGUGUUAGGAAUACUAUAACCCACCACACAACUUUGGUCAAAAAUACAGAAUACCCUACAGAGCAUGAUACCAAUCCUUAGAGUGGCCGAGCUAAUGUAAGAAUAUAGGGGAAAUUGUAAACAGAAACAAGUCAAGGUCAACAUUACGUAGAUACGAAGAAACAAGAUAACUAGCCAAGGUCAGGGAAAUGGAGAUACAGAGUCAGGUGAAACAAGCCAAGGUCAAUGCUAGCAGUGGGAAAAUGCGCCAACUGGGAACCUAUAUGGAAAUCAAAACAAGGCAAAGAUAUCAGGGCAAACACACUAUUCAAACUGUUAUGUGCACUUUAAUAGGAUAGAACCAGAAGUGACACAAUAGACCUGGCUUUAAUUAAAAAGUGCACACUGCAAGAGGGCAGCAUUUAUAAUGCUUCACAAGAGGAGAGGAAGCUUGGCAUCCUCCUGAUUGGUGUAGGCAGCCCUCACAGGAACUAACCAAGACGUCUACCCAUCACUAUUUGGCCCUUGUAAAAGUCACUCAGAUAUUUCUCCUGCUGUUAAUACAUGAAAUUCAAGAAUUGACUCUUCUCUUGCUGUCAAAUAUAUUCCACCUCCAGAGAGGUGUCAUUGUAACAAUAUAAUCCGUGUUAUUUACAUCACUACUCAGUGGUUCUAAUGUUGUGAUUGAUCAGUGUAUAAUAACUGUCAGAUUAAUGCAUGCUUUAAAAUAAUCACAAUGGAAUAAAAUAUGAAUGUGCUUGGUAUUUGAAGAUGUAAUUUAGUAUUAAUAGAUGUACACAUACAUUAUGUUUAUGUGUACCUCUACUAAUACUAAAUUAGAAGAAAAAGAUAUGGCUUUAAAUAAGCUAUAUGUACAAAAAAUGAUUUGACUGGAAAAUAAAAAGAUACUUGUGACAAACUCCCCUUUCCGCGUGAGUUUGCCAUGAGUUCCUGGAGGCGCAUGCUUGCCAGCCUCCUGCCCACAAACUAUGGGCCCUGUAAUAUGUCCUGUAAAUAUAUAGUCUAUUUGGACUAUAUGGCUCAGGAACCGAACAGCCGCACGAACCAGAGACCACCCGGGAGCUUGUUAAGCCUAAUUGCUAUUUUGUAGCAAUUUCCAUUGCAGUGUUCUAAGUGUUCGUCUGGGUGGCCGCAUUUCCUAUGGACGACCACAAGGUGGCGGCCAUCUUGUUCGCAUGAAUUCAAGCAGCGGUGUUUGGUUGUCAAGUUCAAGGAACUGAAGACUGACACAGAAACGCCCGACUUACAGCAUCACCUGCGUUCAGUUCUACAAUACAUAGGAAGACACUGUUUUGUGGAAACGUUCCCAUGAACAAGGUAAACAAGCUUCAGGGUAAGAAUAUUGACUUUGUUCGGUAGUUUGUUCAGUUUUAAACUACUGAACUAGACCGACCGCUAGCCCUGAUCUUGUGGAACUGUUUUGGGCAGGAUCCUCAUAUUAAGACUUCCUGGAAAUUCCUGAUUUUUGGAUAUGUUGGUCACCCAGGUCAGGGCUAUCUAGGGAUGUAACCUUUAGGGUGUUAUGUAUUUUUAAGGUACUUUGGGGGUGUUUGGUACAGUUCCUGCCUCCAUUAUCUCUCAGGCAUAGGGGAGGGAUUAUCCUGUUUUGAGUGUCAUGGGCGUGAUUGUCUGUGUGCAGAAAUGUAUAAAAGCAGGCCAUCUGGCCAGACUAAAGGUAUUCCAAAUUGUACUCCCAGAACUAUGUGUCAUCUGGUUACUGGGAGGGGAAAGGACUAAUCACGAAUCACUGUUCCAGUGUGGAGGAUUCACCGGGGAAUGUCCUUGUAAGGACUAGAGCUCCCAGGACUGAGUGUCGUCCAGUGCCUGGGGGUUGCUAGAGCAAGUUCCCCAUUCGGCUCCAGGAGGGAGGGUUUCCAGGACCCCCGUCAAGCCACGGUGACUGUGGGCAGAAGUGCUGCGGUUUGUCCCAUGCUCCAGCUAGGAAGCAGUCAUUGACGGAGGUACCCAGCCAGGGGUAAAGGGAGCUCUGUUACAAUACUAUAUGGGGUAAAAUCUAAAUAUAUUCCUGACAAACAUGACACACUGAUUAUAUGCAAACAAUGUAUUAUGAGUCAGUGUACAUUUUAAAAUACUCUUUUAUUGAGAAAAAAAAAUUAUAUUUGUGUUACAAUUCUGAAAACUGAAAAUUUUGUUUUAAAAAUCUUUUAGAGCACAAUUAAUAUAAUUUAUUCUUGGUAUUUGGCAGCAUAGAAAAUAUUAUGCAUUUUUUUUAGAUGUAACACUUUUUUAAUCUUUAGGAAACAGGAAUUGAUUUUGAUCAUCCUAAAAAAAUGUUUCUUUACUUUCUUACAGGUCUAAAAUUUUUUGAUCUUCAUGGGAGUGGCUGGGAAAAGCAAUUAUUAGCUUUAGACAUGGAGAGGCAGGUCUUAAUUCAGUGGAAGAAGCAUGGACUCCCAUUUGUGACUCUGAGUUUCUUUACUCUCAAAGACUAUGCUACUGUCACCAAUGAAAUUGACCGGCUUGCUGGUGGCCCUCAAACAAUUAUUGUCAUUGCUCUUGGACAACAUUUCAGACCCUUCCCUCUACCUUUGUUUGUAAGAAGACUUCUCAAUGUACGGAAGGCCAUUGAACGCCUUUUCCUGAGAAGCCCUGAGACUAAGGUGAUCAUUAAAUCAGAAAAUACCAGGGAAAUAAAAACAGAUGUAGAGCGAUUUAGUGACUUUCAUGGUUACAUUCAAUAUCUCUUGGUCAAAGAUGUCUUUAAAGGGCUUAACAUUGGAAUGAUUGAUGCUUGGGACAUGACAGUAGCAUUUGAUUCCAACGCUGCUCAUCCACCUGAGAUUGUAAUUAAAAACCAAAUUAAUAUGUUCUUGGCAUAUAUAUGUUAA
Messenger RNA from Pelobates cultripes (western spadefoot toad), 42525 nucleotides. Lineage: Eukaryota; Metazoa; Chordata; Amphibia; Anura; Pelobatidae. The record is from the annotation of a GenBank genome assembly.